UCAAAUUAUGUUUCUUUCAAAAUUCAAAUCUCAUAGCCCUGCGUCGUCCUUGUUCCCUCUUCAUGCUACGUACCUUCAAUAUCUCGAAUAUUCAAACAAGACAUUGAGAAACAAGGCUCAUCGCUCUUCAAUCUCAACCAAGAAACCGACCUUUCACAUUCCCUGCAUUUUUAAUAGAAAAUUUUCAUGUUGCAUCAAUUCUAGGCAAAAUUCAUCGUUUGUUUAAUCCAUUUUUUUGAGGAUUGAGCGACGAAAUUCCUCAUGGGAAAAUUAUUAAGAGAAUAAUUUUCCUCAAUUUAUCCAUAGAAAGGAAAUCCUACCAAAACUGCUCUGCCGCAUCUAUCUCAAUUGCACAGCAGCACAGAUUCUACCAUGUCUAAUCUUCAGAAUGAUCCACUUUUACAAGUGGAAACGACCAGUCGAUCCCUCCUGUAUGAGUUGCAGAUCAUUUGGGAAGAGAUUGGGGAGUCAAAUACUGAUAGAGAUAAAAUGCUGCUUGAGCUUGAACAAGAGUGUCUUGAAGUAUACAGAAGAAAGGUGGAUCAGGCAAACAGGAAUAGAGCUCAACUAAGGCAUGCAAUUGCUGAUUCUGAAGCUGAACUAGCUGCUAUCUGUUCUGCUAUGGGAGAGCGACCUGUACAUAUGAGGCAGGCUGAACAAAAAGUUGAAAGCUUGAAGGAAGAACUUCAGAGAAUUAUUUCACAGCUUGAUGAGAUGCAGAAGAGGAAAUUAGACAGAAGAAAUCAAUUCCUUGAAGUUUUAGAGGAAAUACAGAAGAUCUCAAAUGAUAUAUAUGAGCCUGCUAUUCAUAUGUAUGUUGAUGAAACUAAUCUGUCGUUGAGAAAACUUGAAGAGUUGCACAGGCAGUUGCAUGCACUUCAAAAAGAGAAGAGUGAUCGCUUGAAGCAAGUUCAAGAGAAUCUUGGUACUUUGAACUCACUUUGCUUAGUGCUUGGUAUGGAUUUCAAGCACACAGUUAAAGAGAUUCAUCCAAGUUUUGGUGGUGGCACUGAAGGAUUAAGGAACAUAAGUAAAGAUACAAUUCAGCAUUUGGCUACUGCAACACUAAAAUUGCAAGAAAUUAAAAUACAAAGAAUGCAAAAGCUGCAAGACCUUGCUACUACAAUGUUGGAGCUAUGGAAUUUGAUGGAUACUCCAACUGAAGAGCAACAAAUGUUCCAGAAUGUUACCUGUAAUGUAGCUGCUUCAGAACAUGAAAUCACCGAGGCAAACACUCUAUCUGUGGACUUCAUCAAUUAUGUUGAGGCAGAAGUCUCUCGGUUGGAAGAGUUGAAAUCAAGCAAGGUGAAGGAUCUUGUUCUGAAGAAGAGGUUAGAGCUGGAAGAGAUCUGUAGAAAGGCACAUAUUAUUCUGAAAGUAGAUACUGCAAUAGAAUAUGCUAUAGAAGUCAUAGAAUCUGGAAAUUUGGACCCUGCUGGUGUUCUUGAGCAGAUUGAACUUCAAAUUGGUAACAUUAAGGAAGAAGCUUUUAGCAGGAAGGAAAUCCUUGAAAAGGUCGACAAAUGGCUAACUGCAUGUGAGGAGGAGUGCUGGCUUGAGGAGUACAACAAGGAUGUAAAACGAUACAGUGCAGGGAGAGGAACACAUCUUACCUUGAAGCGUGCCGAAAAAGCUCGUACUUUGGUUAAUAAACUUCCGGGUAUGGUCGAGGCAUUAGCUUCAAAAACCAUGGCAUGGGAAAAGGAAAGAGGCACUGAGUUAUUGUAUGAUGGUGUUCGCCUUCUUGACAUGCUUGAAGAGUAUACCGUAUUACGCCAGGAGAAAGAGGAAGAAAGACGGAGGCAACGGGAUCAGAAGAAAUUGCAGGGUCAGCUGAUAGCAGAGCAGGAGGCACUUUAUGGGUCAAAAUCAAGCCCUUUGAAGGCUCAAAGUGUGAAAAAAGCUCCUAAAGUUUCUACCGGAGGUGCAAGCAACAAAAGACUCUCCCUUGGAGGAGCAAUUGUGCAUUCUCCUAAACCUGAUUUAAUUCAAUCCAGCAAGGCUACACCCCAUUCACGUCCUGGAAAGAAAGUUGACCAAAUCCACCAAUAUGACCCUUCAAAUAACCGGCAGGAUGACAGCUUUUCAGUAUUGUCAGUUGGUAAGAGAGGGUUGGAUGUUGCUGGUCUUCAUGCUAAAAAAAUUUCUUUCAGAACUGUAAAUGCUCGUGAACCAGAGUCACUAAUGCUGCGGAAACCUUUCUCACCCAUCUAUUCCACAUGAUCAUCAAAAGCCAACAUCUUAGAAGAUAUGAUCAUAGAACAUUUUGAGCCCUAUAAAAAGACACUUGCAACCCUGUCCUUUACUGCUACCCCUUUGAUAACUUCCAUUGCAGAUGAACAGAACAGGACUCCUAAGGCAAUGUCGAUCCCUAUGCCAAAAACACCUUCCACUUUGUCUGUUCCUAUGCAAACAGCUAUGACCCUAGCCCCUCCACCAGCUCAAUAUGGUGCUAGUUCAGCAGAAGAGGUUCCCGAAGUAAUUGAGUACUCAUUCGAGGAAAUAAGAGCUGGAUUUUUUCUUCCCGGAACUCAUAUUAAGUCGAUCAUAGUAUGACACUGUUAAGCUCUGAGUUAUUUGCUUAGUUCUAUACUUCUAUGGGAUAAAAAAUUGUGGUUAGAAUUUACCAUAGUGUUAAAAAUAUUUUCUGCAGACGAGGUUAGAUUCAAUUGAAUAUCUUUUAGGUAGAUGUAAGUGUGCAUUUGAAAUGAACAUAGUUUCCUCAGCUUAAUAGCCUUAUGAUUUUUAUGGAAAACUUGCUUACCUGCUUUGUUCUAUAGUUUUGGGUAUAAGUUGAAAAAUAUGGAAACAGUUAAAUGCUCUCAACUGUAUCUUUGGUAACAUCAUUACUUGUGUUAUAAAUUGAAUCCUCUGGCACUGUUCCUACAAC
Messenger RNA from Manihot esculenta (cassava), 2890 nucleotides. RefSeq names its product 65-kDa microtubule-associated protein 3. The coding region runs from base 373 to 2223 and encodes 616 amino acids. The record is from RefSeq and is a predicted model, not a curated record. Gene Ontology annotation, biological process: microtubule cytoskeleton organization. Gene Ontology annotation, molecular function: microtubule binding. Gene Ontology annotation, cellular component: spindle; cytoplasm. The transcript is spliced from 13 exons. Lineage: Eukaryota; Viridiplantae; Streptophyta; Magnoliopsida; Malpighiales; Euphorbiaceae.